Messenger RNA from Pocillopora meandrina, 629 nucleotides. The record is from the annotation of a GenBank genome assembly. NCBI's taxonomy places the organism in Eukaryota, Metazoa, Cnidaria, Anthozoa, Scleractinia, Pocilloporidae.
CUGGAGAAACUGAUAGAAAAGAACUACUACCUCCAUAAAUCGGCUCGAGAAGCCUACAAAUCGUAUUUACAGGCGUACGCCUCGCAUCAACACAAGAGUAUCUUUAACGUGAACGCUCUCGACCUUCAAAGAGUAGCUCCUGCCUUUGGCUUUGUGGUCCCUCCACGGGUGAAUCUAAGUAUUUAUUGGUGAAUUUAGUGUUCUGGGCUAAAAAAAGGUCCUCAUAGGGACUUGGAUUUUUUCUUUGUCCCAUCCUUGUGAUAAGAAGAAAAUCCAUUUUCCUCGAUUGCAUCACUGAGCUAACAAAUAUAUCAUCUUUCUGAUUUUAUUAACAAUCCAUGUUAACUUUUACUUCCUCGGCAUCUGAUUUUAAAUUGGUACGUACAAGUUGCACUCGUAAAUGAGGCACACCUCGAAUUUUGAGGAAAGUGGGGCAGCUUAGUGUUUAUGACACUUUGUAUAUUCAGCCUUAACAAACUCCACCAGAUGUCCACAGCAGGAAAGAAGAAAGAAUUCAGAGACGUGGUGGCGGCGGAGGGUAUGGUACGGGAUAUAAAAGCUCGAAGUUACAACAGAAAGCCAAGAUAUUUAAAAGAAAGACCGGUGAUUCGAGACAAUUCACCAGAUAA